UCAUUGAUCUUGGUGAGGGGGUCGGAUCCGGUUUGCAGCAGUGACAGUCAGCUGAUUAAGUCUGAGGCAUUUUAACUAGCACUUGGUACUGCGGAAAACGUAUAAUCUUCGAGUCUGUUGCUGGAGAGGCAGAGUUUUCACUCUAAUAGCCCAACACCUUUAAAGCACUCUAAAUUUCGUUUUGCCUUUUAAACCGCAGGGUUUUGUUGUCUCUUGUGCCGAAGCCAUGGCUCUCAGCGAUGCAGAUGUGCAGAAACAGAUCAAGCAUAUGAUGGCCUUCAUUGAGCAGGAGGCAAAUGAGAAGGCAGAAGAAAUUGAUGCAAAGGCAGAAGAAGAAUUUAAUAUUGAGAAAGGACGUCUUGUACAAACACAGAGGUUAAAGAUUAUGGAGUACUAUGAGAAAAAGGAGAAGCAAAUUGAGCAGCAAAAAAAAAUUCAAAUGUCCAAUUUGAUGAAUCAGGCCAGGCUGAAGGUUCUGAAGGCCAGAGACGACUUGAUUGCGGAUCUCUUGAAUGAAUCUAGACAAAGGCUUGGGAAAAUUGCCAAAGACCCAGCCAAGUAUGCAAGCUUGCUGGAAGGAUUAGUUUUGCAGGGAUUUUAUCAACUGUUGGAGAACAAUGUUACUGUUCGCUGUCGUAAACAGGAUCUUGUUGUGGUGAAGGCUGCGGUUCAAAAAAACAUUCCAAUUUAUAAAGCUUCUGUAAAAAAAGACCUUGAUGUUCGCAUUGACCAAGAAAACUUUUUGCCGGCAGAAAUCUCUGGUGGAGUGGAGAUCUAUAAUGCAGAUCAGAAAAUUAAAGUAUCCAACACUUUGGAGAGCAGAUUGGAUCUAUUGGCCCAACAGAUGAUGCCUGAAAUCAGAGUAGCUCUUUUUGGUGCAAACCAGAAUAGAAAGUUCAUGGAUUAAUACAUCCCACAACUGUUUGUUUGUAACAGAACAAGGAAGAAGUGUUUCAUUAAAAUGGUGAUCAUAUAAAAUAUUUAAAAACUUAAUUGUGUGUUUGUAUUGUACAGUUUUGUUAUCUUGUCAAAUAGCAGGGAAGUUUAAAGUUUGACCAUACUGUAAUUUGCUUCCUACCAUAUCCUGAGAAAGUGGCUAUUUGUGUAUUACAAUGAUUAAAGAAGUUGUUGUUAAUUUUUUUUUUUUUUUUUUUGCCGAAAUUAUGUUUUUACUCCAUAUAACUGUGUGUGCAGCAUCUUCUAUGAUGUUGCAGUUUUGUUACUAAACAGUAUAGUGCUGCAGCAGAUCAUAUGGAAAUCUGUACUGUAUAUACAUAUUUGUGAAAAUGCACCGCAUAUUCUUGAAUAUGAUUUACAAUGUCUUCUUUUUGACAGUAAGGCAUAAACCAGUAACCUAACUUACCAACUGCAGUUCAAGUCUUAUAGUAUUUAUUUUGAAGUGUAACUGGGCCACCUAUUUAUGCUGUACAUUUUAUUAGCAUUAAAAAGGGGAAGGUAAAAUAUUUGGACCCUAAUAAGAGGAAAAAGCAAAAGAUUAACUUUUUUCAAGGAUUAAUGGUCUGUUCAUCUCAAGAAAAACAUCUGUCAAAUGUAUUGUAUAUGUGGUUUUAAAUAAAUACAUGUUCUGUCAC
Messenger RNA from Erpetoichthys calabaricus (reedfish), 1592 nucleotides. It is a transcript of the gene atp6v1e1b, whose product is annotated as ATPase H+ transporting V1 subunit E1b. The transcript is spliced from 9 exons. The record is from RefSeq and is a predicted model, not a curated record. Lineage: Eukaryota; Metazoa; Chordata; Cladistia; Polypteriformes; Polypteridae. Gene Ontology annotation, cellular component: proton-transporting two-sector ATPase complex, catalytic domain. The coding region runs from base 227 to 907 and encodes 226 amino acids. Gene Ontology annotation, biological process: proton transmembrane transport. Gene Ontology annotation, molecular function: proton-transporting ATPase activity, rotational mechanism.